Fundulus heteroclitus (mummichog) is the source of this 824-nucleotide messenger RNA. It is a transcript of the gene mrpl41, whose product is annotated as mitochondrial ribosomal protein L41. The transcript is spliced from 2 exons. Gene Ontology annotation, molecular function: structural constituent of ribosome. NCBI's taxonomy places the organism in Eukaryota, Metazoa, Chordata, Actinopteri, Cyprinodontiformes, Fundulidae. Gene Ontology annotation, cellular component: mitochondrial large ribosomal subunit. Gene Ontology annotation, biological process: translation. The record is from RefSeq and is a predicted model, not a curated record. The coding region runs from base 140 to 547 and encodes 135 amino acids.
GCCAACAGCUCGUGCCAGUAUCUUGUAUUCUAAUUGGUGGCGAUGUUUGUUUUUGUCGGCCAAUCACCGCGCAGUUCAUUGGGCGGCCGAACACACACUUGUUCCUGUACUGUGGCGCGUUCAAGAACCAGCAGGAACCAUGGGGGUGCUGUCCACGCUGAUGAGGGGUCUGGUCCGCGGCGCGGACAGGAUGUCCGAGUUCACCAGUAAGCGCGGGUCCAGGACGCACAACAAGGGCAGAGGCUCCCGGCCCGCAGGCCUGAGGCUCUCCAGCGGGAAGUUCCUGUCCGUCCGGGCCAUGAUCCCUGAGUUCGUGGUGCCCCAUCUGGAGGGAUUCAAGCUGAAACCCUACGUCUCGUACCGGUCACCGAGGGGGACGGAACCUCCGCUGACUGCCCAGGGUUUAUUUGAUCAGGUUGCUACCCCUCAGAUCGAGAAGGACUUUGAGGAGGGCGCCUUCAGCAGAGGUCAGCUGGAGAAGUACGGAUUUGAACCCACGCAGGAGGGCAAGCUGUUCAAGCUCUACCCUAAGAACUAUGUGCGUUAAUGUUGGAGGACUGGGGACAUCAGCCUUCAACACAUGUGGGACUAAAGCUGUCAUUUCUAAGAAGUGUUAAAUAAAAUGUGGAAAUAAAUUCGAUGAGCAUCACUGUCCAUGGCAGAGGUUAUUUACAUGUCAGGGUUUAAGUUGGACCGUAAAACAGCUGGUAAAGCUUCAGAAACAACUUCUGGAGGAUGUUCAUGGUACAUUUUGUAGGAAAAACAAAUGCCUCAAGUGACCCAUUGAACUGGAUAUUCUGGACACAAUAAAAUUGUUUAUUUAA